CAAUCUUUUUCCUGAUAUAACAAUACCGUCUGUUUCUAUCUUACCUCACUUGUGUCCGAAACUUCUCGCUGUUGUCAACAUUGUCACUCUCCUUUUUCCACAAAGCUCAACUACUCUUCCUUGCUUUUCCAGCCACCACUCCACCAAUCUCUGCCUUCGCCCGGGCAAUAUCGCCUCCUCUCACUACCACUCCACAACCCUUUUGCUCUCUCUCUCUCUCUCUGCAUCAAUAUAGCUUUUUUCAACAAGGGUUGUGAUCAAUAUUCAAACCCCAUAAUUGCGUCCUCUCUUUUAAAACCCAUUUCAAGAAGGAAGUUUUCAGCGAAGAAGAAAGUGGGUGUUGAGAGUUUAGUCCCCCGAGGGAUGUAAAUUGCGAAGCUUUCGAAUAUAUACAGGGCAAGAGUUAUCAUCUCUGUGCCAGCAUCAAGCCCCAAUAUGGAAAGAUGUGCGACAUAAUAAUUAUUUUUCCCAGCCUUGUGGGGUGGCCAGAAUCAAUUGCUGAUGCUAAUAGGUAAAAGCAAAUGUCGAUUGUUGUCAUUGUCGCGAUAUCAACAGUUUUGGGGAUGCUUUUCUCUGGUGUCAUUGGUUGGUAUAUUUGUCGAUUAAAGAACGCUACAAAGAAAGCAGUGCAACAGGAAAACAAUCCCUACAAAGAUUGUAAAGAAGAAAGUCAGGAGGGCGACUUUGAAUUACCUCUUUUGGAUAUGAGUACCGUUUAUGCUGCUACUAACAAAUUCUCUUCAGAAAAUAAGAUUGGACAAGGUGGUUUUGGCCCUGUCUAUAAGGGUGAAUUGCCUAAUGGACAAGAAAUAGCAGUGAAAAGGCUCUCACAGAGUUCUGGGCAAGGUCCCAAAGAAUUUAAGAAUGAGGUUAUCUUGAUUGCAAAUCUUCAACACCGCAACCUCGUUAGGCUCCUGGGAUGCUGCAUUCAGGGAGAAGAAAGGAUGUUAAUCUAUGAGUACAUGUCCAAUAAAAGCUUGAACAAUUUCAUAUUUGAUGAAACCAGAAGGAAACUAUUAUCUUGGAAGAAGCGCUUCAACAUUAUUAUGGGAAUUGCACGAGGUCUUCUUUAUCUUCAUCAAGACUCGAGGUUGAGAAUCAUCCACAGGGAUUUGAAAACUAGUAACAUCUUACUAGACGGAGAGAUGGAACCCAAAAUUUCUGACUUUGGCAUCGCAAGAAUUUUUGGAGGGGAGCAGACAGAGGAAAAAACCAAGAGAGUAAUCGGAACAUAUGGUUAUAUGUCGCCAGAAUAUGCAAUGAGGGGUCACUUCUCAGUGAAAUCAGAUGUAUUCAGCUUUGGUGUUUUAGUGCUAGAGAUAAUAAGUGGCCAGAAAAAUUGGGGAUUUUGUCACCCUGAGCAUGAUUUCAACCUUAUAGGACAUGCAUGGAAACUAUGGAGUGAAGAAAAACCCAUGGAACUAAUGGAUAAAGUAUUGGAAGAGUCAUUUUCCGUAAAUGAAGUUCUUAGAUGUGUUCAGGUAGGCCUUCUGUGUGUGCAGCAACGACCAGAAGACAGACCAUCAAUGUCUGAUGUGGCUUUUAUGUUGAGUAACGAAAGCACAUUGCUACCUCAACCGAAAGAACCUGGUUUUUGUAUGGAAAGUUCUUCCAUAAAGAUUGAUUCAUCGUCAAUUGGGCAAGACUCUAGUACUCACAAUGAGGUUACUCUUACAAUCUUGGACGGACGAUAAUAAUUUAUUGUAUAAAUAUCGAAAGUUAGGCGUGUACCCAGUUCCUUUUUCCCAGCACCCUUGAUUAGUAGACCAACACUGGCCUUUUUGUCUUAUAGUUGCUGUCCUGUUUUCUUUUAUAUGAAAAUUGUUUAGUGUGUCGCCGUUAUUGAGCAAAUUAUGAACAUUCAAAAUUUACCUACACAACCAAGUAUAGAGGUUUCAUGUCGAGGGGCAAAAUCCGGCAUAUCUAUAGCUUGGCCACUACUUUAAAGUCCUCAGGAAGUAUAUUUUUGAAUACUGGUAGGAAAUUUGGUUUAGACAGAAACAAAUUUGUGGAUUUUUUUCUUGAAUUUGCUGAACUUCCUUUGGGAUGAUUUAAGUAAAAUAAUAGUUCCAAGGAUAGUUUUUAUGGUACUGCAA
Cornus florida is the source of this 2096-nucleotide messenger RNA. RefSeq names its product G-type lectin S-receptor-like serine/threonine-protein kinase SD1-1. The coding region runs from base 522 to 1694 and encodes 390 amino acids. The record is from RefSeq and is a predicted model, not a curated record. Gene Ontology annotation, biological process: protein phosphorylation. Gene Ontology annotation, molecular function: protein serine/threonine kinase activity; ATP binding. NCBI's taxonomy places the organism in Eukaryota, Viridiplantae, Streptophyta, Magnoliopsida, Cornales, Cornaceae. The transcript has 7 exons.